AUGAGUUACUCUGAAGUAUUACGGGACUCGGUAAAUUUGCGUGCUUUUAGAACGUUCACCCCGCAAAACCUUCGCGGGACAAUCUAUAGUGGACUUGACUUAGAAAGCUCACUCUUCACGGAAUCGAGAGGCUAUUUUGUGGCAUUGACCGUCCGCUACAAGACUCGGAAACAUUAUGAGGUGAAUGUCCAGAAUCUUGUAAUGAGCCAGGCGAAAAGGGAAGUCCGAAAUGUGAAGUGGUUGAUCGAUACUAUGUCCAAGUUUAGUCGCCUUUUCGGCCCCUGUCACCUUGGAAGCUGGCAUAGGACUAUUCGUCCGUUGUCCGGGAUUGAAGACGACGCCAACCGAAGAAACGAAGGUGUUUUUACCCGGCUCCAUAUAGACACGGGCCAACCUACUGGUACCAAAUCAAUGCAGUGGAAGCGAAGAGGCGUAAACACUUCGAAGUUGAACGUUGAACCGUUGACGGGUACCUGCUGGUACCUGGCAUUACUACCCCUGCUGGCCAGAUUUAUUGAGAUUCCUUACUGA
Messenger RNA from Guyanagaster necrorhizus, 531 nucleotides. RefSeq lists its product as uncharacterized. The record is from RefSeq and is a predicted model, not a curated record. Bases 1 to 531 code for a protein of 176 amino acids. NCBI's taxonomy places the organism in Eukaryota, Fungi, Basidiomycota, Agaricomycetes, Agaricales, Physalacriaceae. The transcript has 4 exons.